AUGGCUUCAGCUACACGAGCCGGAUUCGCUCUCAUUGCCCAGAAUCCCUAUCUUCUGGGUGUUGCGUCGUUCUCUACUCUGGGCGGCUUGCUAUUCGGGUACGACCAAGGUGUUGUUUCUGGUGUGGGCACCAUGCAGUCCCUUGGAGCGCGAUUUCCUCGCGUGUAUGCGGACACCAACUUCAAGGGAUGGUUCGUGUCGACCUUGUUACUCGCCCCCUGGUUUGGCUCCCUCAUCAAUGGACCUAUUGUGGACCGACUAGGCCGCAAGGUAUCGAUCAACAUCGCCGUUGUCAUCUUCGUCAUCGGGCCGGCUAUUCAGUCCGGACGCGCAAUCGCAGACGUCGCUAUCGGUCAGUUGACUAUGGUAGUACCCCUUUACAUCUCCGAGCUAGAUCUAAUACACCCAGUAUCCAUCACCCUCGGCAUCCUAAUCAGCUACUGGCUCGACUACGGCACCAACUACAUCGGCGGCACGCGCUGCGCCCCUUCCAUCCCCUACACGGGGGGCACAUCCUCCUCUCGAACCUUCGACCCCUACACCGACAUCCCUCGAGACGGACACUGCACCAGCCAAUCCGAAGCCUCAUGGCGCCUGCCCCUCGCCCUGCAAAUUCUCCCCGCCAUCAUCCUCGGCCUCGGGAUACUCUUCUUCCCGGAUUCGCCUCGCUGGCUGCUGAUGAGAGCGCGGGACGAUGACGCCCUGAAAGCUCUGUCGAGGCUGCGGCAGGAACAGGAUCUGCAGGCCCCGCGUCUGGUGGAUGAGUAUCUUGAAAUCAAAGCGUCGGUUAUGUGGGAGAAUGGGUUGGUGAGGGAGAGGUUUAAUGGCUUGGUUGGGUGGAGGAGGCACGUUGCUCAGUAUACAUCCCUCAUAACCACCUGGUCCCAUUUCAAGCGUCUCACUAUCGGUUCCUGCGUCAUGUUCUUCCAGCAGUUCAUGGGCUGUAACGACGGGAAUACUACCUCCCUCCUCGCAACCGGCGUCUACGGAAUCAUAAACACCCUCAGCACCCUCCCCGCGCUAUUCCUAAUCGACCGACUCGGUCGUCGCCCGCUACUCAUGUGCGGCGCCGCGGGGACAUGUAUCUCGCUCGUCAUCGUGGGGGGACUCAUCGGGGCAACUCCCAUCGGAUGGGUGCUGCCAUCGGAAAUCUUCAAUCUGUCUAUACGCUCCAAGGCUAUCUCGAUCACGACGUCAGCGACAUGGAUGUGUAACUUUAUCAUCGGGCUCGUGACCCCGGAUAUGCUCGAUUCAAUCACCUGGGGCACGUAUAUCUUUUUUGCGGCGUUCUGCCUCCUGGCAUUCGGAUUCACUUUCUUCUUCAUUCCGGAGACCCGGGGGAAGACCCUGGAAGGCAUGGACCUCAUAUUUGGAGACACGGCGGCUCACGAGGAGAAACGGAGUAUCAUCCAGAUUGAAGCUCAGCUCCGUGCUACCCAUGACCAACUGAUCGACCGAAAUUUCCUGAAGCCCAUCGCGCAGGAGGACGAAAAUGCCAAAUGA
Messenger RNA from Aspergillus heteromorphus CBS 117.55, 1503 nucleotides. Its product is annotated as sugar porter family MFS transporter. Gene Ontology annotation, biological process: carbohydrate transport; transmembrane transport. Lineage: Eukaryota; Fungi; Ascomycota; Eurotiomycetes; Eurotiales; Aspergillaceae. Gene Ontology annotation, cellular component: membrane. The record is from RefSeq and is a predicted model, not a curated record. The transcript is spliced from 12 exons. Gene Ontology annotation, molecular function: carbohydrate:proton symporter activity. Bases 1 to 1503 code for a protein of 500 amino acids.